UUCGGGACGAAAGACAUUCGAGUCGAGGAGUUUUCACCUACAGUUUCAUGAAACGAACUUGUUAAAUAACACGUUCUUCCAACUCUGUAAUUCAGUUGACUUUCUCACUGCAACUGGAAAAGAACAAUAAAAUAAAUCUUCCAAUUAGUGCAAAGCGUGAAAAUAUAGUUUCACAGAAAUAAAAAGCCUAAAAAGUGUCAAAUUGCAAUAAAUUGCACACUCGACAGUAUCAAUUUAACCGGGUUUGGUUUGAUAUACUUUGUUGAGAUAAAAAUAAACGAAAUGGGUUCUGCCCUGGCAAUGUGGGCUUAUCACAGGCGACUCAGCAUGGACCUGAAUCAGAUCAAAAAUCCCACUGAAUCGGAUCCUCAGAUUUUGAUUGAGAAGAAGGGGCGUCGAAAGGGGUCGACUCGAACGGAGAGCGAGUCGUCUUCCGUUCCUCCUGACGACCGCAGGGUGUCCAUCGAGCCUGAGGACUGUUCUGACGAGGAGUCGCCCAAACCACCAGCCGCCACCCAUCACAAAGGUCACCGCAGAUUUUCGCUGGACUUUCUCUUCCCCAAGAAAGGGAAGAAUAAGAAGGACAAAAAGAAACAAAGGUCCCAGAGCAUUGCUGCUCAAAAUGAAGAAUAUGACGAGGCCGAAGCUCGCGUGAGGGAAAUGCGCUAUCCUGGCUUAGCUGCGAAUGAUUUCUCCAUGUUCUACUUUAUUUAGAUUCAAAAACAGGGGACACUUUUCUUAUUUAUAUAUUUUUAAAUUUUCAAACACUACUAAAUAUACACUUUAGCAUAAGUGAAUAUGGGGUAACCCCAUUUGUAAUGUGUAUGUGCACUGUUGCGUCACUGAGGCCAUGAAAUGAUUAAAAAUAAUUUUGUAAAUUUAAAUAAGAUAGUAAAUGCUCUUCUGGUUGGUGCAUCUGAAUUGGAUUAUCUUACGAUUAGUUAUCUUUACUGACAACUUCGAACCAAACCAAGUAGCGCAAAAAUACAGCAAAGCCAUAACGCUAUGCAUAGUUUAUGAAUAAAACCAUAUUCAUUAUUUUGAAAUUGUUUGGAGUUCGUCAAAUAAAUUCACAUCCCGCAAUUGAUGCUUGAUAAGUAUUUAUUUUUCAAUGUUAAUAAAAGAAUUGUUACAAGUAUAGUUUGAAACCACGAUUGCUGGACUUUUGGUAUCUUAGAAACUGGUAUUGUAAUACGGUUACGCAGAAUGAGCGAGUCAAAAAUAAAAUAUUUAUUUUUAAAA
This is a messenger RNA of Folsomia candida, 1242 nucleotides long. RefSeq lists its product as uncharacterized. The record is from RefSeq and is a predicted model, not a curated record. The coding region runs from base 283 to 714 and encodes 143 amino acids. The transcript has 2 exons. Lineage: Eukaryota; Metazoa; Arthropoda; Collembola; Entomobryomorpha; Isotomidae.